This is a messenger RNA of Macadamia integrifolia, 2753 nucleotides long. Its product is annotated as beta-1,2-xylosyltransferase. The record is from RefSeq and is a predicted model, not a curated record. Bases 471 to 2075 code for a protein of 534 amino acids. The transcript is spliced from 3 exons. Gene Ontology annotation, molecular function: glycosyltransferase activity. Lineage: Eukaryota; Viridiplantae; Streptophyta; Magnoliopsida; Proteales; Proteaceae.
AAUUACCACAUCCAUCCGCAGCCACCGUCGCAGUCUCAGUUGAAUCGGCGGCGACACCUACAGAGAUUGUUGAGAAGCCUUUGAGUGAACCCCCAUUCUGGUUUGUAGUUCGUUUCUCCUGGGCAUUCUGUGAAGACCCAACAUUUACACUUCGCUCUACUCUGCUACAUCUCUGCAAAUUGGGUGGGCUUGUGUGGUGGAGCUUUCAGCUUCUCCUUAACUCUUCUCACCUCUCUGUUUCAGUCAAAACUAGAGAACCCACAAGUAUCUCACUUUUUGAUUACUUUUUAUAUAUUUAAAUUGUUCUAUAAACAACUGGGACGAGUGGUCCACGGUCAAUGCCUGACUUGCGCUUUACUUCACAAAGAAAUGUUCCGAAACAGAAACAGAGGAGACUGGAGAGAAACUGAGUCUGAGAGUGAGAUAUAAAUCAGGAAAGUCUGCUUGAACGGAAAGAUCGGAAAGAUAUAAUGAACCGAAGAAGGGCUUUUCUGCUCAAAAUCGUCCUCUUCCUCUUCGUUCUCAACUGUGUUUCUCUCUAUGGGUACUUGCACUUCUCUUCUCAACCCAAAUCCCAAACAACCUCUGAAGAGGAGGGCCAGAAGCAGCUCCCGGAGAAGGAGAACCAGCAGCAGCAGCAGCAAGAACAACAACAACGACGACCCGUCUCGGUCAAUUUCCAUGGAAAACCAUGGCCCAUCCUCCCUUCUUACCUACCAUGGGAUUUAAACCCUAAAGUCACUCGGAAGUCAUGCGAAGGUUAUUUUGGCAACGGGUUCAAUCGCCGUAUCGAUCUUCUCGUUUCCUCUUCUGAGAUCGAUUCAAAAUCCCACACCAAUUCUGGUGGCAGCGGUUGGUUUCGGUGUUUUUACAGUGAAACACUUGAGAGCUCCAUAUGCGAAGGUGGGGGACUGCGGAUGAACCCGGAUAGGAUACGAAUGUCUGUUGGAGGGGAGAAGCUGGAAUCUGUAAUGGGGCGACAGGAAGAGGAGGAACUCCCUUCCUUUGAUUCGGGUGCUUUUGAGAUUGAAUUUUCCCAACGGCUCAGCCAGGGCGGGAGCUUGAGGAGGAACGGAGGGAAGCUCGUGAACGAGGAGUUCCUUGAUCAGUUUGUGCCGCGGGGUGGAAUCCAGAUGCAUACAAUGCGGGCUUUACUUGAUUCGACUCGAUUGCUUGAUCCCGAUGAGUUUAAGUGUUCCCAGUGGGUUGAGGAGCCAACACUUUUAGUCACACGUUUCGAGUAUGCAAACCUUUUUCACACAGUGACAGACUGGUACAGUGCAUAUGUGGCUUCCAGAGUUACUGGCUUGCCUAAUCGACCUCACGUGGUUUUUUUGGAUGGCCAUUGUAAGGCGCCUCUGGAAGAAACUUGGGAAGCCCUUUUUUCGAGUGUGAAAUAUGCUAAAAACUUCAGUGGUCCAGUUUGUUUCCGCCAUGCCAUUCUCCCACCAUUGGGUUACGAGACAGCUCUUUUUAAAGGUUUGACUGAAAACAUCAACUGUCAGGGAGCAACUGCACAUGAUCACUGGAUAAAUCCUAAUGACCAAAGGACUGCACGAUUGUUUGAGGUCGGAGAGAUGAUACGAUCAGCUUUUGGUUUUCCUGUCAACAAAAAGCGGCAACCAAAACUGGUUUCAGGUCAUAACAUCUUAUUUGUGCGUCGUGAGGACUAUUUAGCUCACCCGCGUCAUCGUGGCAAAGUUGAAUCAAGGCUUAGCAAUGAACAGGAAGUGUUUGAUGCUCUGAAGAUUUGGGUGAAUAAUCAUUCGAAAUGCAAAGUGAACCUUAUUAAUGGAUUAUUUGCACACAUAUCCAUGAAAGAACAAGUUCGUGCCAUUCAGGAUGCUUCGGUCAUAAUUGGAGCGCAUGGAGCAGGUCUCACUCACAUUAUUUCCGCAACACCCAAUACUGUGGUUCUUGAGAUAAUAAGCAGCCAGUACAGGCGCCCACAUUUCGAAUUGAUCGCACGGUGGAGGGGGCUGGAAUAUCAUGCCAUUAAUCUAGCUGGAUCAUAUGCAGAGCCAGAAGUUGUUACCAAGAAGGUUAAUGACAUAAUGACAAGUCUUGGCUGCUAAUACUCGGUAUUGUGGUUUUGGAUCCAUCCCUCAUUAUUUUGCAAUUCAAAGAUCCAACGAGAGUAAGCUAGCAAAGAAUUCCUGUUUUCUAGUUGAAAUCUUCCAUUUCACAUGGUCUUAUUCUUGGAUGGAAAUUGCCACUAGCUCAUCUCUUCAAAAGAUCUUGUCUUUAUGUGAAAAUGAUGAUUAUGUAUAUUUAGUUCUUUCUUUGAUUGUUACUUCCCACUUCCCAGCUUGCAGUGCCUAUACAAAUUACAGACCUCAUACAAGUUGCUUUAAGGAGUUCGCUACCCAAGAGUUCCAUCCAGUUGGAGGUGAAUUGUGGAUAUGCAUUUAUGAUUUAGUCAAGCAUGUAUCUAUACUGAGAAUUAGCAUUUUGGUCCAAAGAAUUGGAGUCUGGGGCACAGGAUUUGGUUAUGAAGUGUCUCUUUGCAGUUUCACUGUGAGAUGGUAGCAUCUUGAGUGGCCAGAUACUUCUGAUGGAGCAAGAAUUGUAGCCUUCUUUUAAUUGCUCUCUUGUUUUUACUAUUAUCAUUCAGUUACUAACUGCAGGGAAGAGAAAAUGUUUGGGCUUUGAUUUUGUUCUUAGCCUUCUUUAUUACCAUUGAUUUAAACAGAAGUUUAGAUUGUACAAUACAAUUUUGCAUUUAUUUAUGGGAUUCAAAUGGGUUGCACCUA